AGGAGGAGGAGGAGGAGGAGGACGCUUUGUGCGCCACACACAUGCAAACUAAACGGACAUUGGAGCACCAACAAGGGAACUGUCCUGCUGUACUCUCCUGCUUCUCCUGGUCGAGGAAACCGACUUUAUAGUGACACUUUAUAGGCUUUACUGAGUGGAAUAUAAACCCUGAAACUUCACCACUGCUCUGAGCGUCCAAAAAACAAGGUUGAUCCAAGAUGAAACCCGAGCUGGAGGACCAGAAUGGCUGCGCACAUUAAACACCUGGAAUUAUACUUUCUUUGACAACAUCUCACACAAUCGCCAAAUAACUCAGGAAGGAACUCUCCUGAACUCUUUUUUAAUUCCUCUCUGUGGAUUAUAAGUAACAUCAUGCCUAUUCUCAAGCAGCUGGUGAACAACUCUAACCAGUCGAAGCGGCGGUCUCGGGCCGACCUCACCGCCGAGAUGAUCAGCGCUCCGUUGGGGGACUUCCGCCACACCAUGCACGUCGGCAGAGGAGGGGACGCCUUUGGGGACACUACGUUUCUAAGCACCCGAUCGGGGGAGCCUCCUCGGGAGCCGGAGCCAAAGCAGAGCUCCCCGGGCCCCAAACUGGGGCUGCUGUCCCGCACCUUCAGAAGCAGCAAGCGCACGCAGUCCGUAAACCGGGGGGACAAGUAUGAGUACAAUAUGAAUGCGCCCUCCGGCGGCUCGUCCACCUAUGUGAAAAACGCCAUAUCCCUGCCUUACCUAAACGAGGAGGACAUUAACAGAGGCAACCAGCUGCCGAAGAGCGUCUCCUCGAGCCCCAUGAAGAGGCUGUCGGAGAUUGAAAGCAAGCCGGUGAACGGAGCUGCGGCGAUGGCGACGUUGGACGCAGAGUUCGAAGAGCGCAACUUUGGCGAAAUUACAGAUUUGCCGCCAUCCAUGUCUAAGGGAGGCGGGAUGAAGCACGCAGAGUCUAUGAUGUCCUUCCACAUUGACCUGGGGCCCUCGAUGCUCGGGGACAUCCUGAGCGUGAUGGAGAAGAAAGGCUGGGAGGAGGACGACCUCGGCUACGAGGAGGGCAAAGGUAGCGAGGGCCGCGGGUCGCCCUCCCUCAUCCCCCACGUAUAUGAUGAAGUGGAAGUGGAGGAGCAGCCCCCUGCGAGGCCACCUCGCACCAUGUACCAGCAAAAGCCCGUGGUGGAUCCCUACACCCCGGAGCUGCCAACCAGGAACAACCACCACAACAUGGACAGCUGCUCCGUGUCCAGCUCCGGCUCGGUCGCCGAGGAGAAACCGCAGUACCACCUCCAAGACGGCGACACGGACAGUGCAAAGUACAGUUCGCCACGUGGGGAGGAAGACUUCACAUUCAUGGAUGAUGACGACGACGAGAUUCGAGUGUAGACUAAACACGGACGGUCUCGAAGGACACUAAUGGAGAAGCUGGAAAAAGGCAGCGGAGGGGAUUUCGAGGCAGGGCCACAUCUGCUUUAAGCUGCUUGUAGAUCAAUCUAAUCUCUGCACACUUUGUUCAACAUCAUAAAUAAAAACCAAUUAAGCCUUAUUCACUGUGCUGUAGCAAGGAGAGUGUAUGCCAGGGUGCAUACAGACUGGCUCACUUUGAUGAAACUGAACUUAUUAUUGGGGGAUUCUCCAUUUUCCUGCGUUCAAACCUUGUCCUCAAAGGCGCAUUAAAAAAAAAGAAGCCUAAAACACUCGUUUAAAUAAGUAAAGGGUGACCACGUGGUUAGAGAACUGUACUCCCAGCUGUCAAUCACAUGACAUUUAGUGUGUGUGAUGCACGAGGUGAGGAGAAGGAAAUGUGAGGUCACAAACCAGAUGUGGAGGAAGAGGGAAAAGGACAAGAAGUGAAACUCGGAUAGUUUUGUAAAGUGUGGGAGUGAUCGCGGAGCUUCAUUUGCCGACGACGAUGUCUCGGCAUAGACACUAAAUAGAUAAAGUAGUUCUUACUUUUGUUCAUGUCAGACUUUAAGGGGUGAUUUUUUACUUUAUUUGAUGUACAUAGAGUAUGUGGAAGUUGGUCUACAGUAGCCUGUUGUAUUUGAGUUUGGUAGUUUAUCAUUUUGCAGCUGUCUCUCUUUGGUCUUUUUUUUAAUUACACAGAGAGCUGUGGUAGUUAUUCAUAAGGGAUGGAUCAUACUUAAUGUGCACUGUUUGAUCUUAAAAGUUUUGAUUUGGGGGUUGAAGUUCUUACAAAAAAACACGUCUUAAUGGUACUACAGAGUGAGGCAGCUUCUUUCCGUACAUGUUGGCUGCAUGGCACUUAACUAUUGGACUCAAGUAGACAUUAAAUUGUCUAAGAAAAGUCACAUCACUCCUGCUAUCGCUGUCGUGGUUAAGGCUGUAUCAGAUGACAAUGACUUCUGUUUUACAAAACCGCUGCUAGGGAAGGCUUUUUAAAUUUAGGGCUGCACGAUUAUGACCAAAAUGAUAAUCAGGAUUAUUUUGAUCAAUAUUAAGAUCACGAUUAUGUCUUUUAUUUUAGAGACGAAAUUGUUUUUUGCACUUUCACGUUUCACUUGCUUGUUGUGCUACAUUCCUGCUAAUGUACAAAUCAAAGACUGGUCCUUAUUCUCAGUACAUUGAACAGAACAACACUGCUUUCACAAAUCUUUGCAUCAAAAUAAGACUUGAAAUAAGGUUACAAAACGAGUAAUACGGUAUGUUACUCAGCCGCAACAUUCAGGAAAGUUUUUGAGGCUGUAGGGUGUCAGCGGCAUGACAGCGCCCCAAAAAGUGAAGCCAAAACAUCUGGAUCGCCCCCUGGUGGCUGGCUGUUAGUUUAGGAAGCACAUGAUUUGAUAUGCAGCAGUUUUCUAUGAGCAAAAGCACACAUUGUUUUAUAUAUUAUCCCACGUACUUAACUGUGGGAAGCCAAAAAUCGUGAUUAAUAUUCGAUUGAUUGUGCAGCCCUAUUUAAUUUGCAAAAAAAAAAAAAUGUGAAUUGUCAAAAAAGAAGGCCUUAAGUAUGUGUUCUGUGUCCUGUAUAGUUUUUACAGGACAGAAGUGGUGAUUGUGGCUAAUUAUGUGUGUUUGUGUGUCGUUACAUCUCAUUACACAUCAUCGCUGAGGUUGGUAGGAUCAGCAGGUCAACAGAGAGGAAUGAAAAAGUUUGAAAGGGAGUUGUUACAGUAGAAAAAAUGGCAAAUGAAUAGUUGAGGCUCUAUCCACAACACGUAGACCAGACCAGCAUCGCGUCAUCACUAAGGCCACAUCUCCUUUUGGGGGAUAGAAAACCUAAGAGCCCAUAGAAGUCGAUGCAAUUUGAUGUGUGUUUGCAUUGUAAUUUUGAGAAGUUGUAUGCAUUUAUUUCUUGUUAAACAAAUGUAUGUUUUAUAGAAAUGUCUAAUAAUAAUUGUUCGACCUUACCUGAACCUGAACGUUCGCGAUUCUUUAAUAAAUUAAGGUUGAUCGCCGUCAUGCCCCUUCUGUCUUCCCCCGUCCAAGUGGAAGAAUGACCCAACACAGUGGCCGAUAUUGCUUAUCCGGACGUCUAUAACGCUACAUAUUUGAUUAAAUCACCAAGUAUUGUUCGGCUUAGUGUUGUCUGUAAACAAUCAACUUGUUAAAAGACAACUGUUCUGAUCUUUCGGCUGAGAUUUAUUUGGAGACGAUAGUCUGAUGCUGCUAUACCAUUAAUGUAUGACUGUACUGCAGCAGCCUCCCACUCAAGCUAUAGCUAAACAAACUUAUCCAAACUGUCACAACAUCAUUUAGCCAUUAUCCACACUGACGGUGAAUAUUCACGUAUCUUAUGUGCCUCCAAUCUCAGUGUAAAAGCCUCAGUUAACCAGCUACACAACAGCUUUUCUGUAUUUUCUCUCCAUAUGCGACAGCGCCUUUCUUUCCCCCAAAAGGCGUUGCGGCCUUGGCGAUGACGGUCUGCUCUGUAUCCUCCCUUUAGACAUGUGUUCAGGCGUGUCUCUAAAGGCAGAGAAAGGAUGUAAGAACAUGCACAAAGUUGUUAUUAGAGCUACUUAAUAGACGGGGCAUCAGGUAUGUCUCGGGGCGGUGUGAGAGAGAGCGGCAGAUAUUUCCUGAACUGGCCCCCCACAAGUGAUACCAUUCACCUCCUCUCUCUACACAAAACCCCAAAUCACACAGUAGGAACAGAUGAUUAAAUCAACCCAUCAUCUGGCCUUUCCCUGUCUACUCAUUAAAUGUGCUGGAUUAUUGGCCCCCAACCAGCUGGAACCGCUCCAGAACCAGCCGGGUCAGGAACACACAGGUGGGCUGUUUUCUCUUCUUCGGCUUUUUCUUCUGUUUAGUUGCUUUAAUGGUGCCUUCAAAUGAAGCUUGCGAGCUCGUGUAUACAACACGGGAAGUCGUUUACACGAUAUGCUUGGCGUUCGAGUGGUUAAGUCAUGAGAACGGUGCUGCUGAGCCGUUACUGUCGGCGUCUAGAAGCCACAGAGGAUAACAAUUUAGAAAGCUAGAAAAGGCAUAAUGACAGAUUGGGAAUAUCAACAUCUUCCUCAGACGUAUUAUACAAUAUACGACUAAAAUUACAAUAUAUUAACUUAUUAUGCACCGAAAAACUUCCACGGCUUUUCUGACGUCAACAAACACGUCACAACUCGUCAAACUUUCCACUCACGAGGGCGUUCAUAUGGACUCUUCUUGUGAACGGCGGUAAACACGACCUCAUUUGAAGGCACCACCAUAAUAAAACCUAAGCUCACUCCUCCAGGUGACUUUCUAAAUAAGGCACACAGAGGUGUACUCCUUUUAUUUGGCAUCCAUGAUUAAUGUCUGACCUUUUUUUAUUUUGGUUUUAGAAAACUAAUUGCCAGGUUUGAUGAAUGGGAGCUUUGAAUAUCCUGUUGCGGCGUUGAAGCAGGGGUGUGUGUACAUAGAGUCAGGAUGCUGUGCCAUUCUGCCUCGGGGUUAAGUAGCGAGAAGCGCUGAAAUUAAAAGCGAUCUGGAGGAAAUUGCCAAGUAUGUUCUAAUAUACACAAUAUUGGGUUAACAUUAGCAGGAUUUUUUUUCUACUUAUGUAUAGAUAUGCAGUAUGGUUUGAGUCAGAACUCUCAUAUUUUAAUGUAAAUGGGCCAAAAUGUUUCUUUUCCUUCUAUUGUGAAAUUUGUGGAUUGUUUGGGGCAGCUGCAAUCCUUCAUGUUCAUCACCAAGCAAUGGACACAACAACAAAAAAACACUCCUUAUCUGUUUAAUCAAGUGUAAAUAUAAUUCGUGCCAUCGAUGAUUACAGUAAGCAAUCUUUGUUAUCAGCAGUGUGACUAUGAGAGCGUGAGAACCAGAGGAAUGUUAGCGGCUUUAAACACUAAAUGGCACAUUUGCGGGGCAAAUUGUAUUUGCAAGUAAUAAAUAGAGAAUCAUGGGAAAGUAUGCAAAAUUACGCUGAAAUACUUUCGUCUAAUUGGUCUGGCAUUUGUGUUGUUUCUCUGUAGGAAAGGCCAGACUAAACCAUAUAAAGGAAUUUGCAAAUACUUUCCGCCCCAGGUCUGCUUAUAAGUUUUCUGUGCCCUGACAGCUGUGGUUUUGAUGAGUGGUAAAAAAAAAAAGUGCGAAAAACAACUGGCUCAGAUUUCUGCUGUUGAAUGUUUUCUUUUUUUUUCUAUUCAGUGGCUGUAGUGUUAUGCCAAGUAUGUACUGUUUUCUUUUCCUACUCCUUAUUCUGGUUUUACAGUAUAUUAAUAUAUUUACCUUCAUCACUUUUCCUUUCUUUUGAAAUAACAGCUAUAUUUUUCAAUAAAAAGAGAAAGCUGGUAAUCUUUAAA
Messenger RNA from Sebastes umbrosus (honeycomb rockfish), 5729 nucleotides. RefSeq names its product CDC42 effector protein (Rho GTPase binding) 4b (gene cdc42ep4b). The transcript has 2 exons. The record is from RefSeq and is a predicted model, not a curated record. Lineage: Eukaryota; Metazoa; Chordata; Actinopteri; Perciformes; Sebastidae. The coding region runs from base 373 to 1374 and encodes 333 amino acids.